Molecule: messenger RNA, 485 nt
Organism: Coffea arabica (coffee)
Lineage: Eukaryota; Viridiplantae; Streptophyta; Magnoliopsida; Gentianales; Rubiaceae
Source: RefSeq, a predicted model, not a curated record
CGGCAAACAACCAGAUUGACUGCGUUUUGAAUCUAUCGGACGCAUUUCACCCUGCCGCGGUCGACACUUCCAACACCCAAGCGGAAUUGGGUGCUCCGAGGCCAUUCCACUUUCUCCCUAUCUACAGCGGCAGCUGCUGCCAUUACGGUUGUUGUGAGGCAGUUCUCUCUUCGGUUAUGACCGCUGAGAAGAGGAAGAAGCCUUCUUGUGAUUCCGCACCUGUUAGCUGUACGUCCCAUUGCUCUACCUGUUCGUCAACUGCAUCCAACAACUACAUCAAGUGCCUUGAGGUCUACUUUGAGCAAAUGGCUUCUAGGAUUCACUGGACUGAUGCAAUGGAUGAAGCUUUCCUCACAGCCUACGUCAGUUUUCGGGAAAAUAACAUUUGGGACAACAGGAAGUCGCUAGAGACCAACUACGACAUGUUGGCAGCCCAUUUGGCGAGCAAUCACAUACUGAUUGUGACUGGCCAAGACCGGGGUUGA